UACAAAGCAUGAAAGAAAACAUGUUUAGUAAACAGAAUUUCUACCACAAGCUACAGUUAUUUUAUUUUAUCAUUGUAUAUAAAAUUCCUUAAGGAUUUGUUUGUGAUUCAUGUCGUCGUACAAGCCAAACUCUCUUGUUUCUAUAGAAGACAAAAGAACGGAGGUCUUACAAAAACUACAGGAGUUAAGUGCGAUGGAGGCCGUAACAAACCUGUUGUUGAUGCUGUUUGACGAACCUGAGAGACCAGAAAACGCGGUGGAAUAUCUUAGAGAGAAGAUGGGAAACAAGAGGCAUAGUGCUGAAGAACUAGUCAACUUAAGAACGGAGCUGGCAGCAGCUAAGAUAAAGAUAUGUAUUUUGGAAGACGAAGUUAACAUUUUGCGUGAGAAGCUUCAGAGUUGUGAGCUGAAAGGAAAACUGAAAGAUAUUCCUGAGCAAGCAGUAAAAACAGUGACAGAACUUGAUAGUACAAAUGUCACUAAUGAAAUAUUUGAUUUAAAUUCUUCGUAAAGAAAAAGUUGGUAAUCUUUAGAUAUAUUGUGUCAAAAACCAAAUAACUGUUUAUUUUACAGUGAGGGGAUUUUCACGCCGUAUAAAACAUAUAAAUUAUUGGGUUACAGGUUAUUGAGAGCUUAGUAAAUCAGUUAGUUACGGAUGUUUUAUUUCCAGGAUCAAAAUUAAUUUACCAUUAUAAAAAAUAAAAUUGCUUUAAUUACCAGAACAAAAAAAGUAUAUUAACUCUAAAUUCCCAUUUUACAUUUUACUUUAGAGGAAUUUUCCUGUUAGAGUGUUAAUGACAACUCCAACAGACAAGUUCUUGUGGUUUUCGUGCUAAUGAGCCGGCACGUUUGUUUAAAGUGUAUUCUUGUUUUUUAAAGUUUUUGGGCAAAUAGAAAUAUUAAUUAAACAUGUUACAGUGUCAUUCUUAAAAAAUGAAAUCUGGCGCAGUAAAUAUCUAUGUAUAUAAUCACUCCUAAACAAACAUUAUAUAAUGUUAAACAUUAAAGUAAAAUGAUUGUAAAUUUGAAU
Molecule: messenger RNA, 1030 nt
Organism: Homalodisca vitripennis (glassy-winged sharpshooter)
Lineage: Eukaryota; Metazoa; Arthropoda; Insecta; Hemiptera; Cicadellidae
Exons: 1
Coding region: 110-511 (133 amino acids)
Biological process (GO): regulation of DNA-templated transcription
Cellular component (GO): nucleus
Molecular function (GO): transcription coactivator activity
Source: RefSeq, a predicted model, not a curated record